Trichomonas vaginalis G3 is the source of this 741-nucleotide messenger RNA. Its product is annotated as beta/gamma crystallin family. Bases 1 to 741 code for a protein of 246 amino acids. The transcript has a single exon. NCBI's taxonomy places the organism in Eukaryota, Parabasalia, Trichomonadida, Trichomonadidae. The record is from RefSeq and is a predicted model, not a curated record.
AUGAACUGCUAUUUCAUCAACGCAGCCCAUAAAGAAUACCUUUUGACAAUCGCUGACAAGAGCUGCGCUGAGCGCGAUGGCCAGCUUGUUAUCUGGAAGUUCGAAAGAGGUCUUCACAACCAAUUCAUCCUCUUCAAGGAGCGUAUGGUCAACGCCCUUUCUGGCUGCCUCCUUGAGCCAGAGAACCCAGAUCUUGGCUCAAUCGUCAUCCAGGACCACGUUUCAAAGCGCCAGGAGAGAUGGUUCUACUACCCAGAUCAGACAAUCCGUAACUCCAAGGGCCUUUGCCUCGAUGUCCAGGGUGCUCGUUUCGAGGACGGCACACCAGUCAUCCUUUGGGAAGUUAAUGGCAAGGAAGAGCAGAAGUGGAUCCCAGCUACAGUCUUCGUCCAGAAGGUCAAGAAGGGCAAGAAGCACCACCACAAGCAUCACUCCAAGAAGGAACCAAAGCCAGAGGAGAAGAAGGAGGAACAACCAGCUGAGGAAAAGAAGGACUCCUCUGAUGAUGAAAAGAAGAAGAAGGGAUUCUUCGAGAAGGUUGCUGACAAGAUCUCUGAUGCUCUCUCAUCAUCCUCAUCUUCUGAUGAGAAGGAAGGAGAUGCACCAGCUGAAGGCGGCGAGAAUCCAGAAGGCAAGAAGCGCAAGCACCGCAAGCACCACUCCCACUCUAAGGAUGGCGAGCACAAGCACCGCAAGCAUCACUCCCACUCUAAGGAUGGUGAGGAAAAGCCACAACAGUAA